AUGUCGUUGAUUAUAAUGAUGAAAAUUAUAUGCUUGUUAUUAUCCUCCAUGUGUUUGAUGGUUACUGCUGCUUCUGAUAUCGAGCUUUACUAUGCUGGAGACCAAUCACCUACUACAGUAUCUUUUGAUACUUGUUUUCCUGCCACAAAAAACGGCGCUCAACUUGAUAGUGUUUAUGUCCACCCGCUCUCUGAGUGCGCACUUUUCGAUGAUGACAACUGUCAGGUUUCCGAAAGCCCUUUACCCACUAUAAUUCCUGGCGACAUCUUUGGAAAUUAUACGUUCGAGAGGUUUCCCGCUGGCUCAUAUAAUUGCUAUGCAUUACUUCCACUUCCAGUUUAA
This is a messenger RNA of Halteromyces radiatus, 342 nucleotides long. RefSeq lists its product as uncharacterized. The transcript has a single exon. Lineage: Eukaryota; Fungi; Mucoromycota; Mucoromycetes; Mucorales; Cunninghamellaceae. The record is from RefSeq and is a predicted model, not a curated record. Bases 1 to 342 code for a protein of 113 amino acids.